AGUAAAGUAUGAUAAGUCGUUGAGGCUGAACAAACAGCCACAGUUUACGAACUAUUAAAUAUGUUAUUUUACUUCUUAUAGUUGAUUUCUAUCCUGGACUCACUAUAUUGAAUAAAGUAUUCUUUAGUGUUAGUCUGGUUCUCUAUUUUGGGUCGCGAAUCCUGAUUCUGAUAUAAAGUGAUAAGUCACAUCAACUUAUUAACGUGUCAUUGCAUAAUACGUGUAAGAGAGGAAAAAUAUUACAAACCAUACGUUGAAUCAAAACUAUACUAUUUAUAUUCAAUAAGUGUAAUAUUUGAUUAUUCCCACUGAAGGAACCAUCGAAUAAUACUUGGUUAAUUGAAAUGCACACGAUUAGUUGGUGUUUCGCAUAAAUGUACUAUUCAUAGGAAUGUUUAACUUAAUCUCAUUUAACUAGUUAAAGUAUGAUAAUGUUACUAUACAAUAACUUUUUUUCUGUUUCAGGAGCAAACUAUCUAAGUAAGCUGCAAAAUUUUGAAAUUCCUGUAUAUAUAUCCAUUGAAAAAAAAGAUGCCACAAGUAAAACUAAGCAUUUAUCAGGCAUUACAGUAAAUAAUACCAAGAUGAACCCGAAUUCGAAUCCCACCUAUGGGAUCAUGGAUGCUCACUGUUGGCGAAUCCUAUACUAGGAUGAAAUGGACAUCCAGUACUUCUAGGUUUUCAAUGGUAGUCAAACACUGAUUCAUUCAUGAUCUUAAUCAAAACUCAACAAUUUCCAUGACCAUAUACUGAUGAAUAAAACAACACAAGGUGUAGAAUUGUCUGUUAAAGUUUUUUAUCUAUUGGCUGACUGUUUAGAUUGAAGAUUGAAGAGAUGUAGUUGGAUUUAGAAGUCCCCUACAAACCGAAAAUAUAACCUCACAGUAAUUCUGAGUCAAUAUUACUAAUUUCUAAUAAUAUACUUAUUAAUCACGGAUAAUAUAGGUUUAAAAUUAUAUUGCGGGAUGAAAGAGAUAUCACCAAUUAUAUCUGUAAAUGGUGAAAGAAUUUUAAAGGAUGGAUAUUGGGAAAUAAGUUGAUUUAUGAUCUUACCGGGGGAGAUAUUUUGUUGGGGGAGCUUUUUAACAGUACACCGAAAUGUUUCUGAAAGUCACUGGCACAUACACGAGUGGCUCUUAAGCAAUUUAAGUUAUGCAAUAAAUAAUGGAUGUCAUUUUAGUAAAAUCUCAAGUACCUUAAGUAAAAGGUUUAAUACAAUAAAGUAUUACCACAGUUGAAAGCUACUGAUUAGAAUGAACAUGAAGAAAUGUAACGUUAAUACAAGUCGCAUCAAGCCUUUGAUUGCUUUGUGAUGUUCUAGGCACCGUAAAUACUAGAGGUUCGAAUGACUACAAUUCACGUAAGUGCAAAUACUAGCAUCAUUACAACAGAAUAAAUCAUAAACACUAAUUUGGUCUAAUCACAAUUAUCACUAUCCUAAUAUCAUUUAAAUAUUCAAUUUAAUCCCAAUUUAGAAGACGAACAACGUACGUUCAAAAUCAUCACAAUAUUACACAUAUUCUUGUUAUAAACUUUCUAAUACAUUCAGAACCACUCAACUACUAGUCAAACUUCACAAAUUUACAAAUGUUUAACUAAGUGAAGUUUCCACAUGUAUCAUACACUUCAAUUGCACAAGUGUUUAUUAUUGUGACAUUGCACACUGUGAGUAGUCAGAUAUGUGAAUCGCAUAUAUUUCUAAUCAAACACAUCGUGUACUGUUGGUCACUGGUUGUUGUAAUUAAGGUGCACCAGAUAAUUCGCGUUUCAGAUUGAUGUGUAAACUGAAUGACUUUAUUGAGGAGUAUUUGAAUACUUUGCAGAAUAGAUGGAUAUGAAUGAAAUAAGAAAGGUUAUGUUGAUUGAUGAAACCUCGAUAUGUUGCUGAUUGUGUAGUGGUUGACGACCAGCUCAUUUGUCAGAUGACAAGUGAUGAUAGGUCACGGAAAUUCACAUCGACUGACAAUGUCAUUCGAAUCCCAUUAAACGUUCAUGUGAUGAUGAUGAUGAUGAUGAUGAUGAUGAUGAUGAUGAUGAUGAUGAUGAUGAUGAUGAUGAUGAUGAUGAUGAUGAUGAUGAUGAUGAUGAUGAUGAUGAUGAUGAUGAUGAUGAUGAUGAUGAUGAUGAUGAUGAUGAUGAUGAUGAUGAUGAUGAUGAUGAUGAUGAUGAUGAUGAUGAUGAUGAUGAUGAUGAUGAUGAUGAUGAUGAUGAUGAUGAUGAUGAUGAUGAUGAUGAUGAUGAUGAUGAUGAUGAUGAUGAUGAUGAUGAUGAUGAUGAUGAUGAUGAUGAUGAUGAUGAUGAUGAUGAUGAUGAUGAUGAUGAUGAUGAUGAUGAUGAUGAUGAUGAUGAUGAUGAUGAUGAUGAUGAUGAUGAUGAUGAUGAUGAUGAUGAUGAUGAUGAUGAUGAUGAUGAUGAUGAUGAUGAUGAUGUGA
Schistosoma mattheei is the source of this 2432-nucleotide messenger RNA. Lineage: Eukaryota; Metazoa; Platyhelminthes; Trematoda; Strigeidida; Schistosomatidae. The record is from the annotation of a GenBank genome assembly.